AUGACCGCCGCCCACUGCAUCUACGGCUACAUGGAUUACAUCCUGAAGGUGGGGGGCAUACACGUGAACCCGUCCUCCAAGAACUCCAUCAAAGUCCCGGUUCUUGACAUUGUCAUCCACCAAGAUUUCAAGCUGCUCAACGCCCUCGAGAACGACAUCGCCCUGAUUUUGCUCCAGUUCCCCGUGAAUUACUCCGACUAUAUCCAGCCCGUGUGCUUCCCCGAAAAGAGGUUCAUGGUGCCAACGGACACGGACUGCUGGGUGACAGGAUGGGGCAAACUGAAGGAAAAAGAUCCAAGGGAGGCAGCCCCCAAGUUGCUCCAAGAGGCUGACCUAAAGAUCAUCCGCCGCGAGAAGUGUAACGAGAUCUUCAAGAAGCAAAUGGACAUCCGGUUUGACAUGGUCAGGAAAGGGUGUGUCUGUGCUUACAGCGAACUGGGGAAGGACUCCUGCCCGGGAGAUUCUGGGGGCCCCCUGGUCUGUGAGUUUAAUAACACCUGGGUCCAGGUGGGGAUUGUGAGCUGGGGCAUCGGCUGCGGUCGCAAAGGUUACCCUGGGGUUUACACCGAAGUCAGUGUCUACAGGGACUGGGUCAUUGACCAGAUGAACCUGGCUUCCUCGCACAACUCAGCAGGCCUGUCCGCCCUGCCCCUGUGCCUGGUGCUGCCCCUGGGCGUCCUGGUGACCUUGUGA
Messenger RNA from Pipistrellus nathusii (Nathusius's pipistrelle), 693 nucleotides. NCBI's taxonomy places the organism in Eukaryota, Metazoa, Chordata, Mammalia, Chiroptera, Vespertilionidae. The record is from the annotation of a GenBank genome assembly.